GAUGUUAACAUGUGUGCUUAAAAUGCACAUGAAAUUAACCGCACCUAAUCACUAAAGGUUGAUUUUAAAACUAUUUAAUAUUUUGCAGAUAGCUUCCUGAUUCAAUAGAGCAGACAAGUUUGUUGAUUGAUAAGCCAUGGAGAUUGUCAAAACAUUCUUGUUUAUAGCCUUUUCUUCAGCUUUCUUUCCAUUAAUAAGUGUAGCCACUGAACCGGGCUUAGGAAUUUGUGGAGGAAAGGAGGAUCUUUGUUGUGACGGUUACUAUCAAGAAAAUAGAACAUGCAAAGUUUGUCCAAGAGGGUGGUAUGGCAAAAAUUGCACAAGAAAGUGCCCCCCAAACUCAUAUGGAGAAUUAUGUGGUGAAACAUGUAAAUGUACAUUUGAGGAAAAGUGUGAUCAAGUACAAGGAUGUAUGCCAAGAGGAAUAUGCACUGGUGUUAACGGGUGA
This is a messenger RNA of Saccostrea cuccullata (small rock oyster), 448 nucleotides long. Its product is annotated as protein draper-like. Lineage: Eukaryota; Metazoa; Mollusca; Bivalvia; Ostreida; Ostreidae. The record is from RefSeq and is a predicted model, not a curated record. The transcript has 4 exons. Bases 137 to 448 code for a protein of 103 amino acids.